Molecule: messenger RNA, 3591 nt
Organism: Scatophagus argus
Lineage: Eukaryota; Metazoa; Chordata; Actinopteri; Scatophagidae
Gene: syt14a
Product: synaptotagmin XIVa
Exons: 9
Coding region: 47-1876 (609 amino acids)
Source: RefSeq, a predicted model, not a curated record
CAGCCAAUCAGCUUCCCCCCCGGUGUUUUAUGGACUGUACCACACCAUGAAUCCCCCCGUCCCCCACUCUGGCAGUGGGCCGCUCCCCCUUCUUCACCGCCCGCCUUGGUGGAAGCCAAAACAGAACAUCAUGGCGAUUGAUGGUGGCGAGCGUAACUGUGGAGUACAUGAGCUGAUCUGCGUCAGAAAAGUCUCUCCAGAGGUGCUGGGGUUUCUGACAGCCAUCGGACUCUUCAUCAUCCUCGUGACCCUCCUGUUCUGGUACCUCAACAACAAGUUGGCUCUAGAAAACCCAGGGAGCCUUCAGUGCCUUGAUGACUUCAGGAAAAAAACAGAGCUACAAGACAAGGCCUAUGCCGAUGCCGACCUGCAGGGCUCAUCAUCAGACAGCGAGGAUGAACUGAUGGGUCAGUAUCAGGAAGCGGUCAGCCGCUCUCAAGGCCUCCGGGGAGGAGCCAAGGCAGCCACUAAUAUCAAACACUCAGGAGGUUUCAGCUGGGAGAGCCGGCAGAAGUACAGCCCUCUGACUGCUGAUUAUGACGGCUACAGCAGUGAAGCCUCAGCUGAUGAUGCCAACUGCAUCCAGAGGAUGAGACGAACACCUCCACUGGAUGAGCUUCAGCCACCUCCUUAUCAGGAUGAGAAUGGUUCUCCGAGGAUGUCCUGUACACUGUCGGAUCUCGGAGAUGCAAAGUGUGAUCUAUCCCAUACCAGUGGUAGUCCCCACCUGUCCUUUGGCAAAUGCCCCAGCGAGGGCAGUGAUGGCCCCGAGACUGAGAGUUACCUCAACAAGGGCUACGAGGAGGAUGUACCCAGUGACAGUACAGCUGUCCUCAGCCCAGAGGACAUGUCGGCCGGAGGAUCUGCAGCUCGGCUCCCUAAAGGUUAUGAACCAGAUCCAAUUGCAAAAUAUGGUACUCUGGAUGUGGUGUUUGAUUUUGACUCAGAGGAACAGCAGCUGGCAGUCACCAUUAUGGCAGUAACAGACCUUCCUGCCCUAAAACGCACUGGCAACAUCUCCUGGCAGGUCCACCUGGUGUUGCUGCCUACCAAGAAGCAGAGGGCGAAGACAGGAAUCCAGAGAGGCCCAUGCCCAAUCUUCACAGAGACCUUCCGCUUUAGCCAUGUGGAGUCAGAGAUGAUCAGCAAUUAUGCCAUCCGAUUCCGCCUUUAUAGUAUGCGGCGGAUGAAAAAGGAGAAGGUGUUCGGGGAAAAGGUGUUCUACCUCACCAAGCUCAACCUUCAGGGCAAAAUGUCUGUGCCGGUCAUAUUAGACCCAUGCUGUGCUCUCCCGGGUGGUGAGUCCCAGGUCAGCCUCUCAGACAUGACAUGCAGUGAAAGCGCCUCAUCAUUCCAGUCAGUCAGUCAGACUUCCACACCAGAGAUCCUCGUAGGCCUGGUGUACAACGCCACAACAGGACGCCUCUCUGUGGAGAUCAUCAAAGGCAUCCAUUUCAAAAACCUGGCUGCCAACAAGCCACCCACUGUCCAACCCUUGUUGUCAGAUGGACUGUUCUGUUGCCUAAAACACUUAAUAGGUGGACAGGUUUAUAUUAUCAGAGAUACGUAUGUUAAGCUGACCUUACUGAACUCCAUGGGCCAUGAGAUGUCCAAGUGUAAGACAUCCAUCUGUCGAGGGCAGCCUAACCCGACCUACAAAGAGACGUUUGUCUUCCAGGUAGCUCUUUUCCAGCUUUCAGACGUCACGCUCAUUCUCUCCGUCUACAACAAACGCAGCAUGAAGCGUAAGGAGAUGAUUGGCUGGAUUUCGCUUGGCCUCAACAGCUCUGGAGAGGAAGAGCUCACGCACUGGACUCAGAUGAAAGAGUCUAAAGGACAGCAGGUUUGCCGCUGGCACAGUUUGUUGGAGUCCUAACAGAAGACAGUGCGUGAGGAUAACUGCACAGAGCAGCUGGAAAUGGAUAAGUUCAGCAGGGACAGAGGAAUGUGACAGACGUCCAGGGAACCAGGGUCAGUGAUGAAGAAAAAGAAACAGAUCAGAGUGUGUCUGCACUCAGAGUUUUAGCAUAGCAUAAACACUUUCAUGUCACUGUUUGUCCAACCACUCACAGCAAUUGAUUAGUCAUAUGGUUAGUGCUGCAAUGUCUUUUCAUGGAUUGCCUAAAGUUUGUGUAGAUGGCAGCCACUGUUUUUGUCUGCUGAACUGGCCGAGCUCAAAAUAACAUAACAUGUUGCCAAACUUUGUGUACCUUCACCUCCAGCUCAAACAACUGAUAUCAGGAUUAUUCCUAAUCUCAUGUCAGAAAGGUUUACAUCAAUGCCCCUGAGACAUGCGUCCCCACACACACCUCCUACCCACUGUCCUUUUUGUUUUCCUUGCCCAUGUACAACAAGCUGGAAAACAGCUGGAAAAUAGUCCAGCACGAGAGUUUUUUUAUUUAGAAAAUGACAUCAGCAGCCAUUUUUCACACCAGUUGUAGUUGGACUUUGGUCAAAUGUUUACACCAUCAUUAUUAUUGUUGUUGUUGUUGUUGUUAAGGGCCUUGAAAACUUAUUUUCUCAGCAGGUUUCUUCCUAUUAGCAGGUCCCUCAUGAACACAGUCUAUUUUAUCACUCCUUGUUUCUCUCAUUGGUUAGAAAUGGGUGGAGCUUAGUCAAAAAAGGUGAUGUCAUAUAUAACCGUGAACCAGUCAGAAUUUAGGAACAUUUGAGUCAAAAUCUGACCACAGUUGCAGCAUUGUUUGCUUAUGUUACCUCAAGCAAACCACACCCAAUAUUAGUAAUAUAUGACUAAUAAUAGUGAUUUUAACGAAAAACAUUUCUCACAUGCUUUAAGCUUUUUUCAUAGAAUUGCAACCCACAGCCAUUUUUAUAGCUAGCUAGCUGAGUGUAGCGUAGUUCCCCGAUACAGCAGUGAACAGGGCAGGACUAGUGGCGUGCUCUGACUGAGAGCAAACAAAAGCAAACACAUCACUUUUCUGCUUAGAGUUUGAGAUUGUCCUGAUAUUGGUUGUCUAAAGCAAAGGUGUCAUCCCAAUCAAAUCAUUGUUUUUGGGCACCACUUCUUCCAUGUUAUAUGUUGCAGAUUACUUCAUAAGCUUAACUCAUCACAUCCAAACGUGUCCACUACAAAUCCAUUGCAGUUACAUGUUGCUUUGUGCAGGACUCUCUGGGGAUAGAGGCAUGUUGAGAGAUAUUUGAAGGUCUAGUACAGGGUGGCCAUUUUGAAUUUCAGCAAGCUUAUGAAGAAUUAAUUUAAAGAUAUGAGCUGAAUUACUACACACUGAUGAGUCUUUCUCAGUCAACACCAACGAGGCAAAACAUCUCACCACUGUCUGUGCCCAAGCUAAGUAAAGAAAACAACAACUACAUGACUUUAGACACUUUUGUAAGGCAAACAAGUUACAUGACAUUUAAUCUGACAUCACAGACAGUGGAGGCGUCACAGUUCACGCUGAGAUCAAGUUCAGUUGUGAUCUCUGAGAAGAAAUGAGCAUUUCACAUUGUUGGAUAUUUUUGGAAAACACCAGUCGACAGAAUGCGAUUAUGGCAUAUAUAAAAAAGCGUAGUAGUUUCUGUGGCAGUUGGGUGAUGUCAAGUUUUCAUCCUCUAUUAACAGAGUUUCAAGGA